This is a messenger RNA of Photinus pyralis (common eastern firefly), 1581 nucleotides long. RefSeq lists its product as uncharacterized. The record is from RefSeq and is a predicted model, not a curated record. Lineage: Eukaryota; Metazoa; Arthropoda; Insecta; Coleoptera; Lampyridae. The transcript has a single exon. Bases 55 to 1056 code for a protein of 333 amino acids.
GCUACAAGUUCAUUCUUAGACCAAGCGCUGACAGUUGAAGUCAGAAUUUAUCGUAUGUGGUACUGUGUAUUUUUUCUAAGAAUUUGGAGACAAUGGAUUCUUAAUACAGCUAGUCUUAAAUUGAGUGAUAAUUUUUUGACGUCUAAUGCUUACCUCUGUAUCGAGCAAAAUGCUCAUUCUAUUAUAAAAAUAAUUAGAUUAUUCCACAAACACGAUCUAGAUUUCAAUAUGUUUAUUCCUCAUCUAUUCAGCAGCCAAGUUUGUGAGCAAAUUUUCCGUGCCACUCGCUCAAUGACUUCGACUUUUUCGACCGUUGUCAAUUUUAGUUUAAAAAACAUAAUGGAACGACUUGACAGAAUUAAAGUGAUUAAUAAUCUUAUGAAUGAUUUGCAUGGAACAUUAAUAUUUCCUCGCGAAAAAAGACAACCAAAAGUACCAAACUUUUCAAAGUGUAAUGACUCUGAAUUUGUUCGAGCACUGAAUUUCUCUGACACCGAUAUCGAACGAAUUGUUCAUCAAGCUCUUAGUGAUUCAAUAUUGGCAGCGGAAAACUUGGGAAUUGAGGUUUUUGGAAAAGCAUACAACCAAUUAAACAUACCACUAAAAGUUGAUGAAAAAUUUACUCAAGAUGAAUUGCAACAAUAUAGUGAAGAAUCGAAAAUGGACGAAGCCAUAUCUAGUGUCAACCAAAAUGAAGACUCUUUAUGUCUAGUGCACGAAAACGUAAUAAAUACCGUAUUUAGUGACAACAUAAAUAACGAUGAAAAUGUUAAUGAUGAUUUCGACAUAUCUGCUGAUAUGGAAGUUGAAAUUCCUGAAGAAAGAUCAACGGCAUCAUCAAGUUCUUCUACCCCUUACGUAGAAGUUAUAACCGGAGGAAAAAGAGAAAAAUUGAAAAAAUCCACAUUUUGCUGGCUGCUUGAAAAAGGUAAAGUUAGAAUUAGUUCAGAUCGCCUUUCGAGAUUUCACACAUCCAAAAAACCCCGAGAAAACCCAAACUGGACAAAACAUCAAAAAUACUAUUAUCCUCAAACAAAAAACCUGCAAACAAAAUAGUUACUAGUACGGGUCGAAACAAAAAAAGGAUUCUCAGCGAAAGUUCACCUGAUAGCAGCUCACCAGAAACAGACGUUUAUGAUUCAGAUAAAGAAAAUGAACAAUACGGUGAAAAUUCGUGUUGCACAAUACUGCCUGAAAAUUAUUAUGCCGUAUAUUAUGAUGAAGCGUGGUACAUAGGAAGAAUUAUUUCAACUGGCGACAUAGAAUCCAUUCCAAAUUCCAAUGCUCACUCCAGUGUUUAUAAAAUGAAAUUUUUAAAAAGGGAUCUUAAUAGUUUUGACUGGCCUAAAAAUGAAGACAUCGCCAACGUUGACAGUAGAUAUAUUUUUUUCGGGCCCGUACAGUUAAUAGGAGCAUCUCCAUUUCAAUUAGACAGGACUCAGUUAACUGCUAUAGAAGCAAAAUAUAAGCGCAUGAAGAAGUAAAAGCAACACGUAGUUAUUCUUUAAUUUGAAUUUAAGUUUGAUUAGUUUUUCAGUUAUGUGUACAUUUAACGUUGAUUUUUUUUGUAUUAUACAAUGU